CCGGCUGCCGGUGCCCUCAGGUUGACGUUUUGCUGAGCUUCCCCGUGGCUGCUGUCAGACAAAGUCAAUAGGAAAUCCCGUGCUGCUCGCAAAUGGCCGCACCUUUGAAAGUAUGCAUUAUUGGCUCUGGAAAUUGGGGGUCUGCAAUUGCAAAAAUAGUUGGAAACAAUGUACAGAAGAUUCAGAAAUUUGCCACAACAGUCAAUAUGUGGGUCUUUGAAGAACUGGUUAAUGGAAGGAAGCUAACUGAAAUUCUAAACCAAGAACAUGAGAAUGUUAAAUAUCUGCCUGGAUACAAACUGCCUGAAAAUGUGGUUGCAAUUCCAGAUGUGAAGGAGGCUGUACGUGGUGCAGAUCUGUUAAUAUUUGUUGUACCCCAUCAAUUUAUCCGUAAACUGUGUGAUGAAAUAGUUGAUCAAGUGCCGCAGAAAGCUCUUGGCAUAAGUCUUAUAAAGGGGAUUGAUGAAGGGCCUGAAGGACUAAAAUUGAUCUCCGAUAUAAUCAGGGAGAAAAUGAAGAUUGAUGUUAGUGUUUUAAUGGGGGCCAAUAUAGCCAAUGAAGUUGCAGCAGAGAAGUUCUGUGAAACUACAAUUGGCAGCAAAAACGUGCAAAAUGGAAACCUUUUCAAAGAGCUUCUGCAGACAUCCAAUUUCCGGAUAAGUGUGGUGGAGGAUGCAGAUACUGUGGAACUAUGUGGAGCACUAAAGAACAUUGUUGCUGUUGGUGCUGGUUUCUGUGACGGUCUUUGCUGUGGAGAUAACACUAAAGCUGCAGUGAUUCGCCUGGGUCUAAUGGAAAUGAUCGCAUUUGCCAAACUCUUUUGCAAAGGAUCAGUGUCUGAGACAACUUUCUUGGAAAGUUGCGGGGUUGCAGAUGUUAUUACAACUUGCUACGGUGGACGAAACCGGAAGAUUGCAGAAGCUUUUGUAAAAACUGGAAAGACUAUUGAGCAGUUGGAACAGGAGAUGUUGAAUGGCCAGAAACUCCAGGGUCCUCAGACUUCAGUGGAAGUGCACCAGAUUCUCAAACAGAAGGGAAUAGUAGAUAAGUUCCCUUUGUUCACUGCAGUGUACCAAAUUUGCUAUGAAGGCAAGCCAGUGAAAGACUUGAUUGCCUGUCUGCAGAGUCACCCAGAACACAUGUAAAAUGCUGAAUUACUUAGUGCUCCUCUUGCAUGGGGCGAUUAUGAGAUAACCACGUGUGGAUCACCAUCUGGAAGAGAUCAUGCGUAACUAACUAUGAAGUAGACUGUAUGACACCAAUCGGUCAGAUCAGUAAGUGAGCCUGACUUUCAAUGGAGGUUCCAUUGUAUCGUCAGUUAACGUUUGCAAUGUUGUAAUUGAUUGAAAUAAAUUUACAGUUAAUGCCUUAGUGCGCAAGAGGCUUAAUGAGUGCCUGUUCAUGAUGGAAAUACAAUAGCAGCUGGAUUGCAUGCACAUUGACAUGAUAUUUGAAUAAGCAUUUGUGCAUCAAUUAAUUUAGUUCUUUAAAUGUUGAUCAAGAUGCUCAUGAAAGUCUGUUAUAACUAAUUAUAUUGCUCUAUUACAGAAGAAUGCCCAAUUCUUUUAAAAUUCUUACUAAAAGUUGAAUUUAUUAUUUUUAAUAUGAUUUUAUGAAAAUCCAUUAUCUUCGACAUUGUCUGUUUUAAGCAUGUGAUGUUUACUGUAAUUAAUUGCACACCUUGCUUCUUCUAGGUUUUAGCAGAGAAGUAAACAAAAUAUAAUAUAAAAAUCAAAUAGACUUUCUUAGAUCAAAGCAAUUUUCUUACUUAUUUUUCUUAAAGUGACAAUAGACUGUCUAUUCUUAAUGGUAGGUCUCUAGCUCUGAACCCGCAGUUUGAGUUCAAGCCCUAGUCUGGAGACCUGGGCACACAAUCUAAGAUGCCACUUCACUGCAGUACUGGGAGAAUGUUUGCGAAUACAACUAUAUUUCAAAAAUGUAAUUGGCUUUAAAGCACAUUGGGACAUUCUAAGUCAUGAACCAUGUUAUGUCAAUGUGAGCUAUGCUGUUUUUUCCACUUGGCAUUUCUGAGACUAUUGCCACACAGUAUUUUGUAUUGUUGGUAGACUCAGCUACUAGUCCAGCAUGCACUGUUCUUUUUAAUUAAUGGGUGUUCAGGGGAUAAUAUUGUGGGUGCCAACACAUACUGUUAUGUGUCUGCAAAACUGAAAGGAUAUUAACUGGGAGAUACUAAGAGCAUCUGCCUGAUCAUUAAUUUUAGAUCAGUACUACGAGAGGUCGUGACUCUUGCUAAGUUAGUCCUGAAUUUGUUCUUUGUACGUGAUACAGGAAAACAACAAAGAACAUUAUGUUCCUCCUCUUUAUGCAACAAAAGUGAAUUCCAGUAUGGGAUUGAAUUUCUGGCAGAUAGAAGUGUAGGUUCCUUGUACAAUCCAGAACUCCUAGAAAUGUGACAGAAGACAGACUCUUGCCUCUUUGAAAAUUUCAGAACCAAGCUGUGAGGUAGAUUUCUUGCUGCUGUAGAAGAGGAAGAUUUAGUCUUGUUGAUGACCAUUCUGAAAUGACUAUUGGCUGUCCAAGGUGCAUACCUCUCAGUUUGUAGCUCCAGAUUUUGCAAAGGACUGAGCAGGUUUCAGUUCCUUCAUUAGACCUCAAUAAAUGGGUAAUGUGAAGCUAAAUUGGGAUGAAUCUUGUGGUAUGAUAUUAUCUGGAGGUGGUGUACAAAGGUGAAAAAUGAUACAUUGGACUCUAAGAUUGGGUUUAAGGGAGGCAGACAUACCAUGCUGGAAGUUCAGAACCAGGUCAGUCUAUGUGGUGUACUUGGUAAAUUGAUACUUAAGUCAUGAGAGAUGGACAAUACUCCAGGACAGUAAUUGGGUCAACUCGAUUCACUAAUGGAAUCAUGACCUAACGUUGAGGGCUUAGGUACUUUUCGUUCAGUACAAGAUAGCAGUGCAAGCUAGAGUCCUAAUUACAACUCUGGCUGGACAAGCAAUGGGAAGCUUGCAGGUGGUGUAAGACAGUAGGGUGCAACCUUGAGCCGGUUAAAAUCCAGCACAUCCCACAUGUUUUGGGAAAUCUCUAUACCUUGACUCUGCCAACCUACAGUGAAACUCUUUUUGGUAUACUUUUGGUUUCUCUCAUUUACCUCCUUCCCUUUCUUCACUGUGUUCUUCCCUCCUUGUAUUUCAUCACGGACUAGUUUAGCCUCAUUCCGUAACCACAUUUUAAACUUGUUAAUCUUCUAUUCUCCACCUAAGUACUUUAGAGGUCAUUCUAUUUAUUUUCCUCUAUGUGCAUUUACUGUUCUAGAUUUAAAAAUAAUCUGUUCAUCUGAAAUAUAUUCUAGUCCUGAGGAAGAAAUUUUUGACCGGAAACAUUACUUUUGUUUUCUCUCAGAUGCUGUUUGUUAUGACCAUUUGAGUAUUUUCCAAACUUUGUUUUAAUGCAAUUUUAAUUCUCAGAUUUAUGACAUUUUAUUUUCCUCUCUGCACCUAAGGCACUCGACUUGGAUAGGUUGAAUGAGCAAUCCACACUGGACAAUCAAAAACUCUAUUUGUAUACAUUGCUCAUGAACUUGAAUUCAAAACUCAAGGCUAGUGAUAGGUUUUAAAUAGAAAGUCUGAAAUCUCAACUGACCAAUGAUGGGUUUUUUUAUAUACGUUAAGCAUCCAUCUGACCAAACAAAGAAAAUUACUCUGCUUUAUUCUCCAUUCACAUUUGGAAUGAAAUGAUUGGAAGUAAAUUGGAUCUCAUUACUGGUAUACAGGUAAGAAUUUUUAAAAUCCCAUCCCAUUCCUACCCUAUUAUAAAGGAUGAAGUUGACUUGGAGGUUGGGGUGGUGGAUGUCAAAUCUUGAAUGUCUGAAAAAUGACUCCAACAUGCCCACUUCUGGUUUUAAUGAGGCAGGAAGACCAGUCUGCUCAUGGGCAUGCAUUGACCAUUCCAAAGAUUUAGUUUUUAUUUUAAACUUCUCAGCGGCUGAUCGGCUUUCCUGAGAAGUACAGUUGGUAAAGAAAGGCAGGGGGUCUCCAUUCUCCCCACCACCUCCCUCAAACCCCAUCCACGAUCAAACAACACCCUUCAUGAUGUCCACCAGCCAGAGAAUUCUAUUUUGGGCUUUCAUUCCCCCUAGUCAUGCCCCGUAAUAUCAUUGACUGUCUGAUCCACAUCCCUUGACUCAUCACCUCCCUUCUCUCUGCUCUGAGGCUACAGCCCAGUGGCACAGGCUUUUCCAUCCAGCCAGACUGUCUGCCUACCUCUUCACCUGACUGGCUGCAGCUGGAAAACCAAGAUGAAAAUGUGGGUCUGCAGGAAACGUAAUCUUCCAGGUUUCCUGUAGAACCAACUCACUCUCACCUUCACGUCAUGGAAAGGCCACUGCAUUUGAAUUGGUAGUUGCAUAACACUGGUUUAUUUGGAAUAAAGAUUCUGGACUCUGAAAAUUAUUAUAAGUCACCCAAGUCACCCAACAGAAAUUAGACAGUUAGAUAAAUUUGCCCAGGUAACUUACCUACAUGGAUCUGCCAUGGACCUCCAAAUUUAUCCUCUUACUUUGAACAGGUGAGGGUGAGACUUUCUCAAACUGAUGAGAUGCCCCGCCCCCCCUCCCCGUGGAGGUAAUUUCUGCCAUCAUGUUAGAGUGUUGUAGAAGGUCUGCAACUAGUGCGCACGCACAUCUUCAGCUGAUCAUGUGGGCACAGUUGCCCUGCUGGUUUGGUGUCAGCAAACACUGCCCCUUUAAAAUGUAAAAAUGAGAGAAUUGCUGAUGCUAUAAAUCAGAGACAAAAAUAGAAAUUGCUUCAAAGGGUCACUUAACCCGAAACGUUUACUUUCUCUCAACUGAUGCUGCCAGACCCGCUGAGCUUUUCCAGCAAUUUCUAUUUUUUGUUUUUUAACAUAUUUUGUUCUGAGGCUAUCUUCAGGAGCUGACUGUAAUUUUAUCUCAUUCCCUGAGCAGGAGAAUAAGGGAGAAUAAACUCCAGGCUUAGAUGACAAAGAUGUACUUUACUCAAAACUCAGCUUGCAGGAGUGCUACUUUGUGCAUUACAAGAAUAACUUGUGGCUCCCUGGUAGAUUUGUUCCCUUGUUAAGUCUCACCACUACCGGCUACCCAGAAUUAGAUCAGAGAUAAAAUCAGCCCUGUAUUGUCCCUCAAUUUAAUGCACUGAUUUAGAAUGUUUGCAUUUCACACUAGAACAAUAGGUAUCUUGUUUACAUAGGGACAUCAAAUCACAAUACAUUUGCAGCUUUGAGUCAAGGCAUCUCUGCAACAAUCUGCUGGUGCUGUGGAAUUUGCUGGACUUAGUGUAGCGCAGGUUCCGCAGUACAUAACAGACAAAGAGCUAAUCUACUCUGGUGGGAGAUAAAAAUGCUAACAAUGCACAGUAAGGCUGUCAGUAUGUAAAGAGGACAAAAAAAGGGUUUUGAUUAACUGAUUGUACACACCAUUAGAGGAAGACAAGGAGAAUUACAAAGUAAAGCUAUGCUAAUUAUUGUGACCAAGUUUGAGUAGCUUGGAGACAUGUUUAAUUGCUGGGCAGAGGUGGAAAUUGUAAUUGGGGACUUGUGGCAGCAUGAUCACCCUUGGUGCCCUGUACAGGCCAGUUAAGGUAUUGAGGGAAUCCUCAUUGGAUUACUAAUUUAUAAAAUCCUUUCAUUUUGAUUUAGUACAAUCUUGGAGCAGCACGGUGACUGUGUGGUUAGCACUGCUGCCUUACAGCACCAGCAGGGAGCCAGGUUCGAUUCCAGUCUUGGCAACUGUCUGUGUGGAAUUUGCACAUUCUCCCUGUGUCU
This is a messenger RNA of Chiloscyllium plagiosum (whitespotted bambooshark), 5757 nucleotides long. RefSeq names its product glycerol-3-phosphate dehydrogenase 1c (gene gpd1c). Gene Ontology annotation, cellular component: cytosol. The record is from RefSeq and is a predicted model, not a curated record. Gene Ontology annotation, biological process: glycerol-3-phosphate catabolic process; carbohydrate metabolic process. Lineage: Eukaryota; Metazoa; Chordata; Chondrichthyes; Orectolobiformes; Hemiscylliidae. Gene Ontology annotation, molecular function: oxidoreductase activity, acting on the CH-OH group of donors, NAD or NADP as acceptor; protein homodimerization activity; NAD binding.